Ceratotherium simum simum (southern white rhinoceros) is the source of this 2211-nucleotide messenger RNA. The record is from RefSeq and is a predicted model, not a curated record. NCBI's taxonomy places the organism in Eukaryota, Metazoa, Chordata, Mammalia, Perissodactyla, Rhinocerotidae.
AAUUCCUCUCUAAAUUUAGUGGCAUCUUCUGACAAUGGAGGCAGGAGAGUUUUAUAAUUUAAUGGAUUGGCUGCUGUCCAGGGGACAUGAAUUCUCUGCAGUGGAGGUCCAGGACACAUCCACAAUGGACGCUGUGUAGGAAUGCCUGAAGCUGUCAGAGCCUGAUGACAGAGCCCUGGGAAGUAGGAGGACUUAGAUGGGACAGCAAAGCCAGCCUUCCUGCCUCUCCUGGCUGCUUCUACUGAAUUCAUUUCCCAGCUUUCAGCAUUUACACAAGUGACCUGUAUGUCCCUGGCUUGGAGGUGCCGGCAGCUGGCUUGGUGCUCCUCUCAGCUGCCUACCAUGGACCGGGGGCUGCCCAGCACCACCAGCCUGGUGCACUUCUGCCAGAAGCUGAACCGACUGAAGACAGUGGAGGAGCCCACCAGGGAGACGUCGCUGCGGCGCCACCUGACCAUGCUGCACCUGACCUUGCUGGGUGUGGGUGGCAUGGUGGGCUCUGGCUUCUACAUAGUCAAUGGCCCCAUGGCCAAGGAGAUGGCCGGCCCUGCAGUGCUCGUGUCCUUCGGCGUGGCUGCCGUGGCCUCACUGCUGGCAACCCUAUGCUAUGCGGAGUUCGUGAUAUGUGUGCCCUGUGCUGGCACUUUCUACCUGUUCACUUACAUGUCCAUGGGUGAGCUGUGGGCCUUCCUCAUUGGCUGGAAUGUGCUCUUCCAGUGCCUCAGUGGUGGCACGGCCAUGGGCCGUGUCUGGAGUGGCUACUUGGACUCCAUCUUCAGCCACCGCAUCCGUGGCUUCACUGUGGCCUAUGUGGGCAUCUGGCAGGUGCCCUUCCUGUCCCAGUACCCAGACUUCUUGGCUGCUGGCAUCAUACUUUUGGCCUCGGCAUCGAUCUCCUGUGGAGUCCGCAUCUCUUACUGGCUCAACUACACGUUCUCUGUUGUCAACCUGGUCGUCAUCGUUUUCAUCAUUGUCAUGGGAUUUGUCCUGGCCCGCCCACACAACUGGAGUGCUGAGGAGGGCGGCUUUGCACCCUUCGGCUUCUCUGGCAUCAUGGCCGCCGCCGCGACUUGCUUCUAUGCAUUUGAGGGCUUUGGUGUCAUUGCCGCCUCCAGCAAGGAGGCCUGGAACCCGAAGCGAGCCGUGCCCAUGGCCAUCGCCAUCUCACUUGGCCUGGUGGCUGGUGCCUACAUCCUUGUUUCCACUGUGCUCACACUCAUGGUGCCCUGGCACAGCCUGGACCCUGACUCUGUGCUUGCUGAUGCCUUCUACCAGCGGGGCUAUAGCUGGGCGGGCUUCAUCGUGGCAGCUGGCGCAAUCUUCGCCAUGACCGCUGUCCUGCUCAUCUUCAACUAUUUCCUGACACACACAACCUGUGCCAUGGCCGCCGAUGGGCUCUUAUUCCAGGUGUUUGCCCACGGGCACCCCCGGACACAGGUGCCUGUGGUGGGCAUUCUGGUGUUUGGGGUCCUCAUGGCUUUCCUGGCGCUGCUGCUGGACCUCGAGGCGCUGGUCCAGUUCCUGUCCAUCAGCGCACUGCUGGCCUACACCUUUGUGGCCACCAGCAUUGCUGUGCUACGCUUCCAAAAGGCCCCUCCCUCCAAUUCGCUGGGCCUAGUCAGCCCUGUGGGCACAGAGCAGGCCUCAGCCCCUGAGCCCGGGCAGCUGCGACCAGCCCUGAGGACCUACCUAGGCUUCCUGGGUGGGUGCCGGCCUGGAGCUGCUGUGGCUUGGGCACUCGGUGUCCUGGUGGCCUCAGCCAUCACUCUGGACUGCGUGCUGGUCUUCGGGGACCCGGCCCUGCACCUCCCUCUCUGGGGGUACACCCUGCUGCUCCUGCUCAGCUCCGUCAUGUUUCUGCUCAGUCUCCUCGUCCUGGGGGCCCACCAGCAACAGCGCCGACAGGACACCUUCCAGGUUCCCCUGGUGCCCCUGACUCCAGCCCUGAGCAUCCUCCUCAACAUCUUCCUCAUGCUGCACCUGAGCUACCUGUCCUGGCUAUGCCUCUCCAUCUGGCUGCUGAUUGGACUCGCAGUAUAUUUUGGCUACGGCAUCUGGCACAGCAAGGAGAACCAGCGGGAGCGGCCGAGGUUGACUGCCCCACGCGGCAGCCUGGAGGAGACGGUGCAGGCCCUGCAGCCCCCCAGCCAGACACCAGCCCAGGAGCCUGGCCUCACAGAGCAGCCCACCAGUCCAUGAGGAUUGCUCUGG